Messenger RNA from Ustilaginoidea virens, 3714 nucleotides. RefSeq lists its product as uncharacterized. The transcript is spliced from 3 exons. NCBI's taxonomy places the organism in Eukaryota, Fungi, Ascomycota, Sordariomycetes, Hypocreales, Clavicipitaceae. The coding region runs from base 1 to 3714 and encodes 1237 amino acids. The record is from RefSeq and is a predicted model, not a curated record.
AUGGAGCAAGUUCACGGCGUCGAUGUCAGCUGGAUGACGAAAGCGUCACCAAAAGACAAGGCAAGCAGGACGUUUACUCCCCUUCCAAAGCACACGCCAGCUCCCGCACAGCCGCGUAUCAUUCCACAGUCGUCGCCAGACCCCCGUAGUCCUCAAGGAACUCUCGACACCAAGAGCGCGCCUUUGAGGCAGAACGGACAAUCGGCACCCGGUCCCUCUACUGGUCCUGGUACCACAAAGCGACUGUCACGAUCAGGUUCAACAGAAAACAAACCCCUUCCAGGCGGAACCUCCCCGCAAAACCGCAGAAAUUCGUGGUUUUCCAACAUUUCUGCAAAGUUCUCUAGCUCGGCGAGUCCGCCUCCAAAUACCUCACCCAACCAGCACCACUACCUGCAUCCUCUCCAUCCCAAUGAGACACAGCAGCAGCGCAGCGUGGACCAAGCAUCGCCUCCAGCGCAGCCUCAAGCACAGGCGUUGUCCUCUGCCGACGAUGCUGUCGAACCGCUCCCUCCAAAGCUAAAUCCGACCAGAAACGCUGUCCUGCAACAUGCGGCCACGAAGCCAGACGGCAACAGCCCAUACACGCCGGCUCCACCUAGAACUGGCCAGGCCGGGUUUCUCGGCGUAUUUCGACGUCUUUCGUCAUCGGGAGGCAGUGCCAUGACCAACGGGAAGCUGGGACACGGCUUGGUGGAGCGCAAAGUGCUCAAUGUCGACCAAAACCGCGAGAGAUGUCGAAUCUCGGAGCUGAAGGAGGCCAGACUAAGGCGGGUUUCUUUCUGUGUCGACGUCGAAAUAGCACCCAUGCCAAAGUACGCCGACGGGGAGAUUCAACAACAGACUUCAAUAGCGGAGAAGGCGCAGAAGAAGAAAUUCACAGAAAAGGGUGAAGGCAGCGCGUUGAAGAACAACCCCCGGGCAGUGGAAACCAAGGAUGAAGCUGAAGAAGCGACCCUCAGCAGCAGCAACGCUAUCGCGGACCCUGCAUUUGAACCGGUCGAUCACUCAGCCGGAGCCGAUGGUGCCAAUGCUAACGGACCGGCCUCCACCCGCGUCGACCAAGCCAAGGAGACGAAUAAAAAGAAGGAAAAGAAGAAGCGAAGCGAGGAGGAGCGCAAGGCUAGGAAAGAGAAGCGUCGCAGGCUCGCCGAAGACAACGGCUCCGUCCCGAUGGAGAUUCGAUAUGACAGUAGUGAUUCUUCAUCCAACGCUCGCAGCGACAAUGCGACGCCAAGGUCUUCGCCCCACCCGACGACCAAUCCGGCAAGAAUAUACCGUCGUUGCUGUCAGCUGCGCGAGACGCCGGUUCUUAAGAAGAUUACCGAGCAGUUAUUGGACAGCAGCAACAGCAGUAUAUCAGCAGGCGUAGUAACGCGACUGGAUCUGACGGAUUACCACCUGCAACUCCCGGAUGUGAUUACUCUCGGCGACUACCUUGCCGUGGUCCCAGUCAAGGAGGUCCUUUUGGAGAACUGCGGGCUGGGUGACGAGGGUCUGAGGGUCAUUCUUGCUAGCCUGUUGGCCGCCAAGAUGCCUCUGGCCUCGGGUCGGAAGAAGCCAAAGAAGGAUCCGUCAGAGACCACGCAGGCUGGCGUCAUUGAGCGCCUCGUCAUCAAGAACAACAAUUUGGGACCCGAUGGUUGGAAGCACAUUUCACUGUUUCUCUACAAAUGCCGAUCCCUCAAGAGCCUCGAUAUCUCACUCAUUCCCUUCCCACGACAAGCCCCCGCCGCGAAAGGCGGUUGUCUUGCGAAUGGGAUGCAGAUCCCCCGAACAAUUUCCGACGUCUUCUCCACGGCCAUUGCCGAGCGAGUCGGUGGCUCGACCUUGGAAAUGGUAAACAUGGGGGAGACGGAACCAAGCAUGGACCAGCUUGGCACCAUCCUGGAAGGCAUGAUCAAGUGUGGUGUUCGACGACUUGGGCUGGCUCACAACUCUCUUGACGUCGAGGGCAUCAAGCAUGUGGUCAAGUAUCUGAACGCGGGAGUAUGCGAGGGUUUUGAUCUUGGCGGGAACGACCUCAAUGAGCAUGUCGAAGCCCUGGCAGGCUGCUUGAACGACGACCACCCGAUUUGGGCUCUAAGCCUGGCCAGCUGCAACCUGUCGCCCUCUUCUCUCGGCAAGCUCCUACCGGCGCUGUCAAGGCUAAAGAACUUUCGGUUUAUCGACCUCUCCCAUAAUCAUGAUUUGUUUCAGUGCAAGCCCAGCGCUCUUGGUCUUUUGAGAAGAUACCUUCCCAAGCUUGGGCAGCUGAAGAGAUUUCACUUGAGGGACGUCAAUAUGAGCUCUGAACAAGCCAUCGCGCUUGUUGAAAUCCUACCUGAAGUGCGCAAUUUGGCGCAUAUUGACCUACUAGGGAAUGCCGAGCUGGCAAAGCUUGCAAGUGCAAAGACGGAGGAAGCGCAAGAAGAAGCUUGCGCCUUGUAUGCCUCCCUCAUGGCUGCGGCAAGAAUCUCAAACAGCUUGAUUUGCGUGGAUAUCGAGGUCCCCAAGGAAGAGUCUGGAGAGAUUGUCAAGGCAAUGGCAAAGCAGGUAGUGGCAUACUGUCUUCGCAACAUGGAGCGCAUUCCCGACACAGACAUGGGCGCAGGGGUAGCCCACGUCAUGGUGUCUGAAGGCAGGGCGGAGGCUCCAGACAGCAAAGCACCGGCUUAUCCCGGGGUGCUGGCUGGCAUUGUCGGAGACGAUGUGCUUCAGCAAGACGGGGCAGAAGAUGUGCACGAGGAAGCUCCCGACGAAGAUUACGUCAUUGGAGGCACAGGUGUGGUCAAGGCGCUGGCGUGCUGCCUCAAGAACAGGGCGGACGAAGACUUGCAUCGUCAAGCCGGGGAUUCGGCCAACACGGCAGAGGCAGGGGCGGAGGCUGAGGCUGAGGCUGAGGCUGAGGCAGAGGCUGAGGGCGACUCGGCGGCGCUUGAGAAGAGGAGGCUGCACAGCAGCGGCAAGGCAAAGGACAUGUCCAAGCACCUUCUGGCAGGGGCUCGAAAGAUACGUCGGCGCCUGCAGCCAGCGCUCCUAAAGGCCAGAUGCGAAGGAGGCGACGAGAUGAACCUGCGCAAGCUCACGUUCCUGGACGAGACGCUGCAAGGAAUCAUCAAGCGGUUCGAGGACGAGUUUCCCGACACGCGCGAGCCAGGAGCAGAGGAGAAGACGGCGGCGGGCAGCAGCAGCGACGGGCUGCGCAAGACUUGGUCGGCGUCGAGCGAGGAAGCCGGGGCCAAGACGGCAGCAGGGGAGGACUCGGCGGUGGCGGUGUCGGACGGCGAGGACGAAUCACAGAUUCACCCUCCCAAGACGCUCUCACGGUCCAACUCGACGCUGUCGCGGGAGCUGGCCGAGGAAGAGGGCAGGGUGCUCCGCGCAGGACACCGGUUCCGGUCGGGGCUGGUCGGCAAGGAGCAGCUGGACAUGAUCAACACGAUGGACGACGUCGGGGCCAACUCGAAGCACGCGCAGAUGCUGGAGGAGCUGGCGGAGGACCUGGGCGGCGAGUUUCUCGACAAGGUCAAGGAGAAGGGGGCGGCGCGGGCGUUCAAGGAGGACAAGGACGCGCUCUUCCGCGGCAUGCGCGACAGCGAUCCGGAUUACUGGAGCAGGUUUCUGGAGUCGCAGCAAAAAGCACGGGCCAACAUUACGGCAGCGGCGCCGGACAAGAACGGCGCGGAGGGGACGGGCUCGCAAGUUGUGGACGAGAGUGCCAUUGCCGAUUGA